GUGAUCUGUGGUACAGGUGUAAUUUCCUACCUGAUUUGUGAAUGUAUGUAAGUGUAGUGUAUAUUUUUUUAGUGCUGCACUUCGUAAAGAAAAAAAUCAAUACACACACACACACACAUAGUUAAUGUAAUUUUAGCCUUACGACUGAGUGUAAUUAACCUUCAACACAUGAUCAAAUUAAAAGCUAUGUUUAAUUUUCACCAUUGCUCAUUUUAAGCUUUCUAUAAACCACCUUCUCCGCUCACUAGACAUUUACAAUAGCAGUCUAUUGUAUGCAAACUUCAACGUGCUAAUGGAAUUCGCCAGUAGUUAAGCCAUGUUAAUUUUCAUUAAGCAGUGCUAUAAUAUGUAAUUUUGGAGUGACUGUUUCGAUUCAAAAAUUACAUUUAAAAAUUAAGGAAGCAAGAAAAUGCAUGAUAUCUGAUUGGAACGUUAAUCCUAUAAAAACCCAACAAAGAAAGUCUGCUUUGACAAUUUCUGAUCAUAAUCAUUCGUCUAUAAAACAUCUGAAAAUUACGAGAAAGCUAUUCAAUGCUCAAGAGGAAUUAUUAAUCACAUGUAUAUUGGAUGUAUCUGGAGAACAGCAUUUAGAAGCAUGGAUAGUAGUCUCAGAAGUACCAAACUACAUUACUUCAAUAUUGAAUGCGAAGGUUGGGGUUGUUUCUGUUUCACCAAAUCAUGAAUUCUCUGGACAGUUUUUGCUAAACAAAGUUCAGUAAACUCUUCUGUGAUGUCUCCAGAGCAUCUUUAAUUUUUUCUGUGAAUGGUCUUCUGGAAAGUGCAAAGUCUGCAAAAGAGCUCACAGCUCAGCAGCAAUAAAGCUGGCUAGAAGAAGAAGAAGAAGAAGUGAUCUAGACUCUAAUACUCAAUAGCAACAGCUAAAUAUUAAUAAAAAAAAAUGACUAGCAAAUCAAGUUUUGGUUAUGAGCAAACAUUGCUUUAUGGAAAGUAUACACAAGAGCUGAGCUCUUUUGCUAAGUUCCAAGCAGCUCAUGGCCUUCAAUUACAACAAGCCGCCAAAGAAGAAGAAAGAGAAGUCAAACCUAAAAAGCUACGCUUCCAAUGCAUGAGGAAAUAUUUUAAGAGAGUAACAGAUGUUAUAGAUAUUAUAUUUCUCAAGAUUGGUGAAGACUGGAUCUUUCUAGCUAUACUUGGAAUUUUAAAUGCUUGGUUGAGCUUUGCCAUGGAUACUGUGAUAGAAAAGUGUCAAGAAGCUAAAUUCUGGUUGUAUGAUGAGCUACAGUUUUCUGUUGGUUUACAAUAUGUUGCCUGGGUGUCCUACUCCAUGUUGUUUAUUCUAUUUGCUGUUGGAUUCACACAUUUAGUAUCUCCACAGGCUAUAGGCUCUGGUAUACCAGAGAUGAAGACAAUACUCAGAGGAGUUGUUCUCAAAGAGUAUUUGACUUUCAGAACUCUUAUAGCAAAAGUUGUAGGACUUUGUUCUUCUUUAGGAAGCACUUUGCCGUUUGGAAAAGAGGGCCCAUUUGUGCAUAUAGCAAGCAUUGUGGCUACACUUCUUAGCAAAGCUAUCACCUCUUUCAGAGGCAUUUAUGAGAAUGAAUCUCGAAGGACAGAAAUGUUGGCUGCUGCAUGUGCUGUAGGAGUGGCUGGAACAUUUGCUACACCUAUUGGGGGUGUACUAUUCAGUCUUGAGGUCACAGCCACAUACUUUGCUGUGAGAAACUACUGGAGAGGUUUCUUCUCUGCUGUCUGUGGAGCUCUUAUGUUUAAAUUGUUAGCAUACUGGUUUAAAAGUGAAGAAAAAUUCAAUGCAUUAUUCAAGACUUCUCUAAGAUCAGAAUUUCCUUUUGAUGCUCUAGAAUUGUUUGCUUUUGCAUUUCUAGGAGUAGCUUGCGGUCUUGGUGGAGCUCUCUUUAUUCUUGGUCACAGAAGUGUUAUUUUGUUUACUAGACGUCGCAAAAAACUAUCCAGAUUUUUACAGAAAAAUCGUUUUAUUUACCCAAGUGUUAUAACAUUUGUGAUAGCAUCUAUGACAUUCCCACCUGGACUUGGCCAGUUUUUUGCUGGCAAGCUGACUGGCAAAAUGGCCAUCAAUAAUUUGUUCAGCAACAUUACCUGGGCUGAGGGCCAAGCUGACAAUAUCAAUGAUGAGAUUAUACUGAACACAUGGAACCAUCCUCUGACUAAUGUUUAUGUGACACUUGUCUUACACAUCAUAUUGAAUUUUCUAAUGACCAUUAUAUCCAAUACAUUGCCCAUACCUGCUGGAGUCUUUGUUCCUGUGUUCACUAUAGGGGCAGCCUUUGGUAGGCUUGUUGGAGAAAGUAUGGCAGCUUGGUUUCCUGAUGGAAUAGAGUCUGGGGGCAUGAUGAGAAAAAUAGUUCCAGGCGGUUACGCAGUUGUUGGUGCUGCCAGUCUGUCAGGCAGUGUGACGAGGACUAUCUCUACAGCAGUAAUUGUUUUUGAAGUUACUGGUCAAAUAAACCACAUUUUGCCUGCUGUGAUCUCAGUGCUUAUAGCUAAUGCUGUUGCCAACAUGUUCCAGCCUUCAUUCUAUGACAGUAUUAUCAAAUUAAAAAAGUUGCCUUAUCUGCCUGACAUCAUUUCUGCUAAGUCCAAUGCUUGGUUACUGUAUGUUGAAGAUUUUAUGGUGAGGGAUGUCAAAUUUGUUGCCUUUGAUGACACCUACAAUGACCUUCAACAGUUGGUCCUGGGAUCAAAGCAUCGUUCAUACCCAUUGGUAGACUCAAAAGAUUCUAUGAUAUUACUUGGAUCAAUACAAAGAUUUGAAUUAGAGAGAAUGCUUCUUAUUAAACUCAGCCAAGACCAGCAGAUAUUAUGGAGCAUGGACCACCGUGUCCCUCAGACCCAGCUUAGUCUACCCAUACCCACAGUAACUGUCACCAAUGCAGAAGGUGACAACACUGGCGCAGAGAGUGAGCCAGUUACAACUAAAAGGUUCCAGGUGACUAAAGUCACAGAGAACAAUGGUGUGAGUGGUGGAGCAAAGGGAGACCAGCGAGUAGGCCAAAACAUUCCCAUGCAAGUACUUGCUCCCUCAAAAGAUUAUCAUGGGACAAAAGACAGCCAGAACAACUACCACACGGUGCAUGCUCCUCUCAGGUCUAUACUCAAGAAAUCAGCUUCAGGUGCUUCUCUAACCCGAGCUCAUAGCGCUGAGGAUCUCAGAGCCGAAAUGACCAACUUUUAUCGCAAGCUACAAAAACAAAGAAAGGAAAGUAUAUUAGAAGACAGGCCUUUUACUAUAGAUAAAGGCAGUUUUCAAAAUUUAUUUAAGAAAGUCAAAAUGAGUUCUGAGCCUAAACCAACUAAGAUUAAAAAUUUACCAAUUGAAGAUCAACUAGCUUGGGAGCAGGAACAACUUCAACAGCCUAUCGAAUGGGAAGGUGUACAGAUAGACCCUGCCCCUUUCCAACUGGUGGAAAGAACAUCAUUACACAAAGUCCAUUCACUUUUCUCAUUGUUGGGUUUAAGUCAUGCCUUUGUUACCAACACUGGUAAACUAGUUGGAGUAGUAGGACUGAAGGAGCUUCGAGUAGCCAUACAAGGACAGAUUGAGCUGCAGGCUAAUGGCAAGCGGAGGGUGAGCAACCCCAGAGAAGAGGCAGAGCAGGCCAUGAGUCAGGAGGAAGAGGCUGCCCCAAUCGAUGAUGCCCACCUUGAGGUACUUGAAGAGCCUCCCAAAGCCAUGUAUAGACUUCACAGUGUUAAAAAUAAAGAUGCGGAGGUGUAGAGGAAUGCUUGCAACUGUUUGUUAAUGUCACGUUUUGAAAUGCAUUUAUGUACAUAGGCCAUUUGCCCAUUAUACAGGCCCAUUGACCUUUAUACUCUUGUACGGAAUCUUUUAAAAUUACUGUGGGUCUCUGUCAUGUCCACAGGAGAAGAAAUGACGAGGAACUUGGAAAUGAAUGACAGGUGAACCACACAUUUGUAUAGUCUCUGCCUUAACUUAUUUUAAAAAAAUAUUAUUUACUAAAAAAAAUUUUAAUGUUAACAACAAAUGUUUGAAUGUUAUAUUUCUAUCACUUAAUGGAAAAAUAUUUCCUGAUUUUGUAAUUGUAAGCUAAAAAGUUCUUUAAUUAUUAUUUUUAUGUUCUUUCUUUUUUUUUUUUUUGUUGUUGUUUUUAAUCAUUAACAAAUACUGUUAGUAUGUAUAUGCAUGUUAAAUGUUUGUAUGCUUCUCAGUGGAAAGAAUUAAUAUUUUGAAGUAGUCUUUUUAUCAAACCACUGUUGAAAACUUAAUUAUUCUUUAAUAAUUUAAUUUUUACUUUUUAAAAAAAUAUUUUAUUGUUGGGGUAGGGUAAGAGGUAAGGACUUGCAAUUUUUAUUGAAUUAGCUUCUUUGAGUAAAUCCUGUAUUUUGCUUGAUGUAGAUAUGGUUUAGUAAACAGUUAUUUGACUCGCUGAUCAGUGGUACUUAUUUUAGGGCUCAUUUUUAAAUGAAACUAUUGGGAUGAAUAUUUUACAUUUAAUUUCAUAGGUAUGUUUUCUUUUAUUUCUUCUUUUUUAUAGUAAAUUAAGAGGGAAGACCAUUAAUUAUGGCAUUACUGAAAAUGUUUAAAAGUAAUACUAGCCUGUCAUUUUUAUAAAAUAUUUAUUACAAACCUUUUUUUUUAAAGUUUUGUUUGUAUGUGACUAAAUCCUAGAAAAUUUUUAUUUCUAUAAAAUAUCAAUAUAUUGUGGUUUCUAUAGUUGUAACUAAGUUAUACCUGAAGCUAGCCUACUGAUUUAAAAUCCUAAUAUUACCUAUAGUCGCAAUUGUGAUUUACACCAAGUGCCUUACUGGUUGUUGUUUUUUUACCAAGUCUUGAAUUGCUUUAAAAUUUUUUGUUAUCCCAAGGUGAAAGUUGCAUCAAAUGAUACAUGCACAAUACCACAUUUAAUAACUUUAAAAAAAACAUCUUUUGAGGAUCUAAAUAUUUUAAUUGUGAAUUUUUUUUUUGUUUACUAACUUAAACAUAUAAGGAUGUAAAUUAAAAUUGCUAAUAAGAUAGUCAGUAUUAACUGUGGGGUUCGCUAUUUAUUUUGCUUUUAACUUCAUGCUUUUGAUAGUUAAAAAUAUCCUUUUUGUGAAUUGAAGAAAUUUCUAGGACCUACUAUGAGAUAAAGUGUUAUUUUAUGUUUUGAAAUUUAGAUAUUUUACUUGUUUAAAAUUACUGCUUUAAAACCUGAACUUUUUCACUAUAAAGUGCCUUAAUUUCAAUUUGCUUUUAUUUUUUACUAAAUUUUUUCUAUUUACUUUAUCCCACACAUCUGAAUACCGAGAAUGUAAUUCCUAUUAUACUUUUUAUUUCUUGUAUGAUAUACACAGUAUUUAAGUAUAGAGAUAUCACUGUUCAACAAUGUUUUUUUUUACCUUUACCUAUCCCUUAGUCUGUUAGACCGUUCAGGCAUCAAGCAAGAUUCGUCAACAUCUUUCUCCAUUCCUCUCUGUACAAAGCAUUGAAUAGAACUGUUGAUGGUUUAAGAAAUGUGAAGGACAAAGUAAAGGUCUAAGAAAUCAAUGCUGUCCUACGUUUUUGAAACUUCAGAAAUGUUCUUCUCUUGAAACUUUGAAUACCCAUGAAAUUUUGUUGUUGUUAUUGUUGUUUGUUGGCUUUGUGCAUCAAAUGUUGCAAACUAUGCAUGUUCUACUAGGUCUGUGAAGUCAUGUGAAAUACUGCACUUAUGCUUAAUCUUUGAACUUAUUCCUUAUGUUGGCAGAUAACCAGCAAAUAUGGAACAGAUGAAACAUAUACAUAUAAAUGUACAUAUAAAUGUGGUUAUAUUAUUGUCAUUGUCUCAGACAACUUGUGCUGGCUAUUUUGCUAUUUUCAGUCUUCCAUCAUCCAUUUGUGUUUUUAUUUAUACAGUUUAGUCUUUAGUUUUUCAUUUCAUGAUAUUUUCUAAAAUACUUAAACAUUGUUAAUUUAUAAUAACCUUUGCUAACCAGUCACAAAUUGAUCAACUCAAAAUAUAGCACAAAGUAAAUUAGCUCUGUAACUAAAAGCAAUAAAUUGAGCUUAACAUGUUCUAAAUUUUAUGAAGGAAUUUCAAAUGGGUGAAUUUAUAUAUGUGAAUUUAUAUAUAUUCAUAUAUUCCUUAUCAGACCAUUUGUUAAUCUGACUAGACACUUAUGUGGACAUAUAUUUAAACUAUCUUGUAACACAGGUCAUGUUCUUCUAAGCCAGAUAAUAUUUAAACUAUCUUGUAACACAGGUCAUGUUCUUCUAAGCCAGAUAAGGGAAGUGAUCCCAAAUGAUCUAAUUAUCUGAAAUGGACAAUUUCAUAUAUCUCGCAUGACCCACCAGCUUUGCCUGUUGAUGUGUUCCCAGGCUAUUUAUUGUUGACUUUGCCAAGGACCCCUCCUGUUUUUUUUUCAAUCAAUCAUCCUAACAUAGUUCAUGAAUUAGUGUGUAUCUGUUACAGUUAAAUUUCAUGGCUGCUCUCUUUUUCCUUCUCUCUCUCUCUCUUGUUUGCUUUUGACUUGAUUUGGAAAGACUUGCUUCAUAAUGCACUAAUGCAUUAUAUCACUUUUACUUAUUUCCCCCCCCCCCCAAUCCUGCCAACAACAAAAAAGUUAGUCCUCUGACUUUUCUUCGGCUUCUCCAUUCAAACUAUAUUUUAUUUAUACCAUGACAUCCCAUACACACACAGUGACACUCACACAGACAACUACUUUCACACUGUUUGGCCCAUGCUUAUUACUAUGACAACGUUUUAAGCAUCCACUAUUCAAAUGCAUUUUCUGAAGGCCCAAAUUGAUUGCUACAUAUCCGUUCCCAACUCUUCAAUUUUUUUGGUAUUGAGUUCUCCAAUUGAAAAGAAAUAUCAAUUUGGUUUUAUUGUUUUGUGUUUUCUUUAUACCCCUUUUGAAUGUAGCAAAAUGACAAUAGAUCUAGACUUAUCUUUUUUUAUGCUAUUAGGAUUAGUUUUUUUUUUAUUUCAUUAAGUCAAGGUCUAAAGCAGCGGUUCUCAACCUUUUAAGCUCGGCGACCCCUUUUACAAUCCCCCACUCUGAUGCGACCCCCCUCCACACACACACACAUACAGCAAUAGAAGAAUGCACAAUAUCAAUCCAUAUUUUCGAUGGUCUUAGACGACAUCUGGCAAAUUGUCAAUCAACCCCCAAAGGGGUCGCGACCCACAGGUUGAGAACCCCUGAUCUAAAGGGAAGCGGAAUUGACAUAAGGCAAGUUUUAAAAAUUUACUUAGGGCAAAAGGAAUAAUAUACAGGAAGUUCUAUUUUUGGACUAUCUUUUUAAAUGCUUUAUAAAUAGAUUGUGGCCUUUUGGGGGAAUACUGUAAAUAAAAUUAAAAAGUUUGAAAGAAAGCUUGCGGUUUUUCGUGAAUAGCAGUCGUCAAGUAGUGAAUCCGUCUAAUCCUGUUCUUAGUAAGCAUCUAGAAGGUAAAAGGAACCUGUGUAUAAAAUUCCAUGCGGAUAUGUCUGACAGUUAAAAGAGAUUUUAUGAUCAAUCAUUGAGUCAGUGGUAUUUUACAAAUAUUUGUGUCCUAACAUCAGCUGAGUUACUUUCACUUUGAUUUAUUGUAUUUUUGAUAAUGUAUUUACUUAAUUAUUAUAUCUUCCUAUCUACUCAAAUACUAAAACUUCUUCUUAAUUUACCAGAAUUACUCCUGAAAAUGUGAAAGCGUAUACUGUCCAUCUCUUAAGCUAAAAGUGAUAUAUUAUUUUUUGAUUGAUCUAAGAGGUGGCUGGUUCACUUUACUCUUACCUUUAUUUUUUAAAUCUUUUUUAAAAAUAUAUUUUUAAAUAUUUUUCUGCUUAGAUUGUCCGACCUGUUUACUGGUUGUUGAGCUCUGAGCCCUACUUACACUUUUUUAGUCUCAUUUUCUGUUUUCUAAAAGAGAAAAAAAUGUUUUUGUUAAACUUUUGUGAUCCUCGCACAUGUUACAUUCUGCCACCCGUCAAUGUUUUAUUUAUUUUCUUGGAUGUUUUUACUUUAUUUUAUUGUUUAUUAGGAGGCCCUCUUUGUAUGCAUCAUACCAAUACUUGUGCUGUAAAUAAAAAAAUUGAUUUUCAACAGAACUAUUUAUUCUACCAGUAUUUGGCUUGUUAUGAGUGUUAGUUUAGUAUAAUUGAAAGGUUCAACAAAAAAAAAUGUUUAUGCAACUUGUACACUUGUUGCUAAUUGUUUAGACUUUGAUGUCAUAUUUCCAAAAUAUUAUUGCUUUAUUUUAUUUCUUUAGCAAGUCAUAUACUUCAUAAAUAUCUGUUGCAAUGUUUUCAAGUUUUUUGUUUUCUUAUUUUUUACAUAAGCUUUUACAUAAUCUUGAAACAUGUUAAACAUGCAGCAGAAAAGAAUGUGUCGAAUAAUUUAUUUUUAUAGUCAUAUAUUUAUAAUUACAUUACUUGUCACAAUGAAACAUACAGUAUUAAAAUCUUAUGUUUGUCACAUUGUUGUUUGAAUGGCUAGGCUAGUUGAAUAAUCUUGGGAAUGCAAUAAUUAUGGUCAUACUUAUUCAGCUUUUUUGAUAGCGUGUCAUCCUUGCUGAGGCCAUCUUGCAGGAGGCUAGGAUCCUUUGUCAUCACCUAAGCAUAGAACUGUCCUUGGCAUCUAAAGUUUUGAGAUAAAAAGAAAAAUAAUGUUAAGUUUUAAUUUAAUGCUGUCCAAUAAAUUCCUGUCAGUUGUCAAAGCAACUGGAUCAGUGUUGGACCAAUAUAUGUUUAAAAGCGUGUCUUUGUUUUUUUGUAUGCUAUAAAAAGACAGUUGGAGAGCUCUCCUGAAGGCGUGGGACACACAUUUGAAGCCCAAAGAAAAUCCCUUGUAGAAGACAGGCACAGAAGAUGUAAAGAAAACUAAAAAAAGACACCCCCUCCCUCCUCCCCCCGAGAAAAAUGGUUUAGUCUGCAUCAGAUGUGAAAAAAUAUGCAGGUCGCAACUGGGUUUAUAGGCCAUGUGAAACAUUGCACUUCUUCUUGAUCUUCAGAAUCGAAGAUAUUGCCAUUAUUAUUAUUAUUGCUGUUAUUAUUAUUAUGUUAGAAACAAAUGAGUAUUCAUUCUCUGGUGCUGCCAGGGUCGAGUUUAAUUAGAUAGAAACAAAGUUCAUUUAGUCCCUUUAUCAGUGUCCACUGAAGAAUUUUCUAGUGAUGUGGCAGGUCUGCAGCAGUACUGCCCUUAUUAUUAUUAUGCUAUAAAGAAUCCUAAACUUAAACCAAAUCUAUAUUUGCUUAACUCUCUAAUAAUGGCAAAAUAAAACAUGUUAAGAAUUUAUGAAAUCUGUAGAUUUGUUUAAAUUACCUCAUAGAAUUCUGUCCCAUUGGUAUUGAUUGCUGAGAGUAAAAGAGAAGCACAGCUAGCACUUUUUAGAGAUUGAAUUGGUUUGGUCAACUGAUACUAUGAUAGAUAUUAUUUCUCAAAUGUUAGGUCUAGACUUGGUAACUGAAAAUCGAUGCAAGCCUGUUUUAAUGGAAUUACAUUUAGACUUAUAUGUGUAGUUGUUUUUUUUCUGUAAAAUGAAAUUAAAAUUACAUUUAACUUACUGGUAUAUGAAUGUAUAGUGUUAAAUAAAAGUUAACAAUUCAUUGUAUUAUUAUUUCUUAAAAAUAUCUAUCUUCAUUAAAUCAUUUGAAACAACUUUUAAUACAAUGAUCUGAAUGUUAUAUUGUGAUUUGGUAACUUGUAUACUUUUUAUUGUCAAUGUUCUUGUCAUUACUUCAGUUUAUCUUCCAGCCAUUUUGUAUCUAGUCCUGAUGUCACUUGUACACAUUGUCUUGGCCAUAUUGGUGACCCCAACUAUAUAACUAUGAUAUUGUGUCAUAUGAUUCAUUGUCUUGGACCAUGUCUUCUCCUUGCCUAUAUGUUUGUCUGUGUAACAAUGGUGGUUUACAUUAAGUGUUACACUCAUAGUGGCUACGUUACUUUGGUGCUUUCUUAUUUCUACUGGAUCAUUCCAUUGCUUGAAAAAGACCAAGUAAUCUGUUUGUAAUGUAAAGAAGAUUUGUGCUGUAGUUCUAUUACUAAUGUAAGAUACCCCAUGUACCUGCCUAUUGAGUUUCCUAUUCAUCUCAUAAAACCCUCACCUGAUUUAUCUUGAAUAUCUUUGUUUUUUUUUUAUUUCCUCUUCUGACUGUCAACUUUGUAUUAAACUGAGACCUUUGUUUCAUAUUAGACUGACUCACACUUUGUAUCAUAUUAGAUUGAUAACUCUUUAAUAGUACACUGACAAUUAUGUGUUGAUAUUAAACUGAUUAUUUUAGUAUAAUACUGAACUAUGAUACAUGAGGUUUGUGGUGAAAUACUUUCCUUAGUUACUUUUGGUAGAUAGUAAGUGUAGUUUCUAAUAUAAUAUUUUUUGGUGUUUUUUUUUUAUUGUUUUGUUUGAAUCAUGGGCUACAAUGCUAAGUUGAGAAGUUGACCAUCUAUGUAUAUUAUUUGUUGAUUAUGUGAUACAAAUUUAUAAUACAAACUAUGCAAAAGUAA
Messenger RNA from Biomphalaria glabrata, 10402 nucleotides. Its product is annotated as chloride channel protein 2-like. Bases 899 to 3715 code for a protein of 938 amino acids. The transcript is spliced from 28 exons. Gene Ontology annotation, molecular function: voltage-gated chloride channel activity. Gene Ontology annotation, cellular component: membrane. Lineage: Eukaryota; Metazoa; Mollusca; Gastropoda; Planorbidae. Gene Ontology annotation, biological process: chloride transport; transmembrane transport. The record is from RefSeq and is a predicted model, not a curated record.